GUCCAGCCCUGUGAUCAGUUCCUCUUUUCACAAACAAAUCUCCAACUGUAAAGGGGAAAGUUUCCUCUCUCAGAACUGGCGCUUCCGUGAGUGAAUGAGCAGGCAGCUUCUUCCCGGCUGCAGCCUGAGUCAGCACAUCCUUGAAGCAGGUAGGAGCCUGGAAUUGCCACUAUGGAACUGGAUCUCAGCUGUGUAGAAACCCGCCUCCACUGACCUGGCAUGUGAGAGCAGAAUUUACCUGUCAGAGUGUGGUACGGAAAUAUCAGUUUCUGCGCAAGAGGAUAAACAACUACUUCUACAAGAAAAUGGACUACAAAACGUUACCUUUGGCUGAAUGGACUGAGUCUCAUGUUAGAUGCUGGCUCGAAUCUAUUGGAAUUAAGAAAGAAUAUGUAGAAAAGCUCUGUGAAGAGGAAGUGACUGGCCCAGUGCUCAAAGAAUUAGAUGAACCUUUCCUCAAAAGCAUGGGUAUGAAAGGAGGCCAAAUCCACAUAAUAACACGGAAAAGAAAUGAACUUUUGGAACAUUUGCACAAAAAUGCAGGGGUAGACUCAGCCCAAGCAGAUAAUCCCAGCAUUAAAGCUUCAGAAGUGUCGGGUUCCGAUAUCACUACCAAUGAUGAUAAAAAGAGAGUAAAAAACAGGAAUUCAGCUGUGUCUAUGAAGGCUAAUGCACCAGCUGAAGAGACAGACAGUGAUUUAAAAGCCCUCAGCAUCACACAGCACGAAAGUUUUCAUGUAACAUCUUACCAGAAGGGAUCUUCAGAAACAGACAACACUGGGGCAGUAGAAAAGACUGGUAAGGAGCACACAUUAAAAACAAUGUCUACUUUUUGCAGGAGAGGAAGUAGAAAAAGUCAUUCCUUACAUGAAAAUACAGUUGAAUCAUUAACGCUGAGCAAAUUCAGACAAUUUAAAAAUGAAGACAUUAAUUUUAAAUAUGUGAAAAACAGAAUUCUUGCUCCGGAAACUGGAAUCAUAGAUUUGAUCAUUCCUUGCCAUGAAUACAAAUCUUUCACAACUGCUGCGAAGCUGGACAGGCAACGAUUGCAAGCAAAGUUUGCCUAUGAAGUGAUUAGAUAUGCCUCAGCCUGCAUGAAUGUUCGAACAAAUGGCACAAUACACUUUGGUGUAAUGGACAGUGUUGAAGACAAGGGCUGGAAACAUGGACAGAUAGCCGGCAUACCGGUAAGAGACAGAGACAUCUACGUAGAUGCAUUAGAUUACAUUGAAAAAUGUUUUGAACCAUCUGAACAAGAAGCUGCAAGAAAUUGCAUUCACCCUCCUAUUUUUACUGAAGUGAUUCAGAAAGACUCUCAAGAACAAUACUUUGUGGUAGAGGUUGACAUUGAACCAUCAUCCAGUACAGUGAAGGGAAAGAUCUUUCAAGUACGCUUACCUAGAUUUAACGAACACAGUAAUAAGGUGAUUUUCGACAAAAUUCCAGUUCUCUAUCAAAGAGUGGGAACAAAGUCUGAGCCUGUAAAGAAUGAAGAGCUAGUGGCUUUUAUUCAGGGUUUACAAGAGAAGGAUGUCAGAAGGGAAAAGGUUGAGUCCUCCAGUAAUGAGGACCCUAUGGAAAUUUCCCAAAAUUUAGGGCGGAAGUUAUCAGUCCUAUUCACUGAUGGCAAGAACUAUAUGAAUGAUUCUCUACUGUACAUUCUUGUCACAAACAGCUGUGGAAAAGAAGAUCUGAAAUCUGUCAACUUUUUAAUGCGCAUGAAUAUUUUCUGUGUGUUUGAUUUUGAUGAGGAUUCCAAUGUGUCAGGUUUAUAUGCCAAGUACAAAGAACAUCAUGAAACAAGGUCACAUUUCUUGCAAAAUUAUUCCAAUGAAAGCAAGAUGAGCACCACUGAAUUUCAAAAACAUUUGGGCCUAUUUGAUCACACCAGCUGGAUAUUUUGCAAUGGACGCAGUGACUUCCAUGGGGAUGAAAAAUCUUGUGAUGAAGACACUUGGAUUAGAACGAAAAAGAAGUAUCUUAAGAAAGCCAUUUCAUUUAUCUGUGAUGAAAUCCUUCCAAAGGGAUCUUUUGUGGUACUUUUCCUACUAUCAUCACCUGUGGAGAAGCCAAUUGUAGACACCUUCCAGGAAUUCUAUACAGAAAUGAAUGGUAUUGAUUAUAUCAUAUGCAUUGCAGAGUCCAAAGAAAAUUAUGAGAAGUGGGCUAACCUAGCUCAGGCAUCUUGUAGCAUUGAGACACUAGAACAGAGGAGCAUUGUGGGCAUGAAGCUAAGUCACGUAGAUGCCACUAUUCAAAAUAUGAUGCCAUCUGCAAUAUGUCCCAGACAUUUACCAGUUUCCACAAGAGGUCUGUGUGUGCUUCCAACUCUGGAAGAAGAAAAAAUGUCUUCCCUUGAAAUAUUGUGUGCAGAUCAAUGUGAUGAUAUCAAACUGGAUCUUCUGAGCACAAAAGAAAUACAAGAGAUAGAACAAACAUUUUACCAAGGUAGAAAAGUCAGCUGGAAAAAUUUCUGGCUUGCUGAUAAAGGGAGCUGUGGAGAAGUCAUUGAACGGGAGGCCUGUGAAGAGGUUCAUAAAAUCUUAGAUGAUAUUUUGCAUGGGAACAGAAUCAGGUAUUCUGUGGCUAAACUAAAAAUAUUUCAUCAACCUGGAAGUGGAGGAAGCACCAUUGCAAGGCAAGUACUAUGGAAAAGAAGAAAGGAUUUAAGAUGUGCUGUGGUCAAAUCUUCAUAUUCAAUUGCAACUGUCUCCAAGCAUGCAGUUAAUUUUAGAGAAUAUGAUGAAAAUGACGUAAAGAAUUCUCUCCCAGUGAUCCUCCUGAUUGAGGACUAUGAUGAAGAUUAUCUGGAUGAAUUAAAGAAUGAUUUAAUGGAUGCAAUGGCAGCUCGAAGAAGUCAUUUUUCCAAGCCUUGUUUCAUCCUCUUGGGCUGUAAACGAUCUAAUGUCCCUGAAAAGCUUUGCAAAGCUUCUCCUCUCGAUACAGUUGCCGUCACUCACAAGUUGACAGACCAAGAGAAACACCUGUUUAAAACCAAAAUUGAAAAACUUAAAAAGCAGAAUGACUUCAAGCCUGCAUUUAUUCUUACGUUUGUCCUGAUGAGUGAGGAGUUUAAGGAAACAUAUGUCACAGAGUUUGUAGAGCACUGGAAGGAAGGCAUAGACCUUUCCUCCCCUGUUACUAGUUUGAUGAAGUAUGUUGCUUUGCUCAAUUCCUAUGUACAUGGUUCAUACAUUUCAUUAUCACACUGUGAAGCUUUUCUAGGGCUCGGGGCAUAUACAGAAAAGAGAGUGAGAGAGUAUGAUUUCAAAAAUAACUUAAGUGAACAGGCAAGAGUUAUUUUUAUUGAAUUAAGAGAAAAUACCACCUGUAUUUCAUCUGUCCAUAUCAUACAUUACCUGGUUGCAAAAGAAAUUCUGCAUCAGCUCUCAAGAAGUCAGCCUCAGAGUCAAAUUGCAAUGGAACUUCUUCAGGAAAAAGUGCUUUUAAACCAUAGAUUUGGACGAGAAGAGUUUAUGAAGUUCAUCAGAGAUUUGUUCAUACGACGCGACAAGAAGAGCAGGGGAGACAAUACUGACAGCCUCUUCUCUCCAUUCAUUGAGCAUGUCUGUAAGGUUGAAGACUGUGAAAAAGCUAUAGAGGUUUUAAAAACUGCAUACGAAUGCCUGGGAAAAGAUGCCUUCUUUGCCCAGCAGCUUGCUCGAUUGCAUUACAAUCAUGAGAAAUUUGAGGAUGCAGAAUAUUGGGCAGGGGUAGCCAAAUCUCAUUUGCCAAAUGAUUCUUUUAUAUUGGAUACAGAAGGUCAAGUGUAUAGGAAAUGGUUUAGUUUUACUCUGGACAAAAAGAUGUAUGAGGCCACUCCUGGUGGAGUCAUUGAGAUGAUAGAAAUUGCCCUUAAAGCUAUGAAAUGCUUCAGGGCUGCACAACAGGCUGCAAAGUCAGAGAUCGACAGUAUGAACAAUGCCGGAUAUUUUGGAGAGGUUGAAGUGGGAUGUCGUCUACUAAAACUCCUGUCUACACUUGAGGUAUUUCCCAGAAACACACAAGGGGAACAUUCUGAGCUUGUGCGUUAUUUGCUAACAGACUACAUUCCUGAGGAAAUUAAAAAAUCCUGGGGAAAGCUUCACAGUCGUUUAAAAGGCUUACGUCAGAACAUUUAUAAUGCUCUGGACUGGAUUUCAGAAGAUCUAAGUUACUUCCAAACAGAUAAAAACCAGGAGAAACAAGAUGAGGAGGCAAAGGAGGAGAAGGAAGAACAAGUUUACAAUCCCAGAAAGUGGUUGAAAAGACAGUCUGAGGUAUAUGCUAAAUUCUUUACCUCAGAGUAUCCUAUGGGAGAAAACAAAGGAGAACCUGAAACUCAACUCCUCAGACGUAUGAACAUUUAUAAGUACGGUGGUGGCAGUGUCACUACCAUUCUUUCAUUUUUGACAGAUUCAAAGGAGAUGAGGUCAGUUGAAAAGCUAGAAAAAAUAAUUAAUUUUUACCCAGAUGACCCACAGAAAGAGAGGCUAGAGGAUAUUGAUCUUAUCAAUUACAUUUUGUGUCACAUUACACUAGCAUGUUUAUCUCCUGGAUCUUCCAAACUUCUUCCUUUUGAAACUCUUAGAGAACUCAGCAAUAGAUUUUUUAAACAGAGAAAAACAGCAUUUCCAGCAAGUGCCCAUUUUUUGCUCACCUUACUGUACUGGCCUGAUGAUGCAUUAGACAAAGAACCUAAUCCAGAUAAAGAUGAUAUUCUCGUAUCAGCUCUUCAGACUAUGAAACGCAUGCAUGACAUCAAGGUGAAAAAUAUUGCUCCAAGAAAGAAAAAAAUCUACACACAUUUUUUCCUGGGAAAGGGAAGUGGUCUAAGAAAGAUUAUGCACAAGACCAGGAUCGAUAAAUUAAUUGGUGGCUCCCUAGAUGAUCGACGGAUGAAGUGGCAACAUGGUGAUGUGUGGAAUAUAGGUAAAAUACGUGAUGUUCUAAGAAGGGUUUCAGGUUGGACAGAGAAUGGAAAACUGUUUGUACAGGGUCAUGUUGGGCAGAUUCAUAUUGUACCUUUACAUUAUGAUUCCGUGCCUCAAGGAAAUGAAAAUGUGACAUUUUAUUUAGGAUUUUCAUUUAAUGGGCUUGUUGCUCAUGAUAUUCAAGUCAAUAAGUAAAGAAAAAAACUCUUCCAUAGAGUAAGGUACUUGGGUGCAUUAAAUUGAGAGUACCCACUGUACUGUUAGAAAACUGUGCUAGUCUUACUUGUUACAUUCAGAAAACGUACAUCAAGAAAUCAAAGUGCAUGACACCCAGGAAAAAAAAAAAGCCCAAAGAAUUGUGGGGAGAAGCAUAAUAACCCUGCUUGAAGAUCUAGAAAGUCUGGAAACUUAUAUUUAAGAAAACCUGUUACCAUGAAUCACAGUGAUUGAAUAAUUAUGGGUCCAUUCAUUUUUUAAGUUUGUUUUAUCAGUGAAAAAAAAUUCAAAAGAGUGCAACUCACUAGUAUAUUAGUUAUUGGUAAAACUGAAAAAUGCAAAAGAGACAGAGAAUGAGAAACCACCGAGGAUCACUUGGAGCUAUGAGGUCAAAUGCAUCACAAGACUAAGCAGGUGUUAAUGUCAGUUUUAUCCUUUCCUCCAAAAUCCAGACAGUGGAUUCCACAGUUGUUACAUUGGGUAAUUUAAUUUUGCUCCUUGGAUGCAUUAAAAGAAUUAUAAAAUAGAAUAUAAUUUGUAAUUGUGUUCUGUAGUUUGGUUUUAGUAUUUUCCAAGAUGAAGGAAAGAAAAUAAUUUUAAAGUGACUCAUGCUGUACACAUGAACAAAAUAUGUAUCAACUAUUUAGCAUACUUCAUUUGUUGUAUAGUACCACAUAUUGAAUAACCAAAUUCAAUAGUGCAUCAACUCAUUUGUCCAUUUUUGGGGGGAAGGGUGCAAGAAAAUUGGUGGGCAGGAAAAGUAAGCAUUUGUUUAAAAAAAUUUGCUGUACUUUGCAAAUCAAUUU
Messenger RNA from Chelonia mydas (Green sea turtle), 5935 nucleotides. RefSeq names its product sterile alpha motif domain-containing protein 9-like. The record is from RefSeq and is a predicted model, not a curated record. Gene Ontology annotation, molecular function: protein binding. Gene Ontology annotation, cellular component: cytoplasm. Lineage: Eukaryota; Metazoa; Chordata; Testudines; Cheloniidae. The coding region runs from base 306 to 5108 and encodes 1600 amino acids. The transcript is spliced from 4 exons.